Messenger RNA from Clonostachys rhizophaga, 4479 nucleotides. The record is from the annotation of a GenBank genome assembly. NCBI's taxonomy places the organism in Eukaryota, Fungi, Ascomycota, Sordariomycetes, Hypocreales, Bionectriaceae.
AUGGCCAAACAUGAUCGACCAACCGGUCCGGAGGAUCGUGCCGAUCUCGAAAUCCUGAACGUCUUCAAUAGCGAGGUCAAUUGCGCUAUCCAAAAAGAUCGCAACAAAUCAUGCGCGCCCGGAACAGGUGAUUGGUUCUUUCAUCACCCUCUGUAUGAGGGAAUGCGGAAAGCGCGUGGCUCGCGAUUGUUGUUCGUGACGGCUGAAGCCGGAGGGGGGAAGUCGACCGUCAUGAAAACUCUUGUCGACCGCCUACUCGAGCGCAGUGAGCCUGUGCUUGCUGCCUAUUUCUUCUUCAAGGAUGACGCAGAUGAUCUGCGUAGCUAUGGGAAGGCUUUCAGCAGCUUGAUAUAUCAACUUUUUGUCCAAGAAAAGAAACUCGUCGAGUACGCUAGGGAGGUGCACCAGAGAUAUGGAGAUGGCUUGAAGAAUGAUACCAAAGCGAUGUUGGAGUUGUUGUCGGUCUUAUCCCAAAAGGCCGAGAAGGACAUUUUUUGUGUCCUUGACGCAGUGGAUGAAUGCGAAGCCGUCGGCAGAAAUCAAUUGCUAGCUAAUUUGAAAUCCCUAUUUUCUACUGUUGAUAAUUCGGCGUCGAAGCUCAAAAUUGUUGUCUCCUCGAGGCCAUACCAAGACGAGAACCACCCAUAUGAAGAUCUACUUGCAACAGCAUCUCACAUGAUCGGGCACCUGGCUGGAGAAAACGCCAAGAUUCAAUCAGAGAUCUUCAAAGUCAUCCAGUUCAAGGCGCAAAAGCUGGCUAAGGAGCGAGAGCUGGACAACGCGACUCAGACCAUGAUGGUAGAAAAGCUUUUUGCACAAAAUCGACACACGAGAUCAUUUUUGGCGGUACAGAUGGCCUUUGAACUUCUGGAUUCUCAUCAUAGAAUGCACAAGGGAGCUGGAGAACGUACAGUCAGCACAAUUUUAUCCGAAAUUCCGCAAUCGCUGGGAAGCAGAUUCGAAGCGCUGCUUGACAGAAGCGCCAACAAGGAACAUACAUGGAGGUUACUCUGUGUCAUUCUUGCCGCUCGAAAGACCCUCAAAAUUGACGAAUUCAAGGUUAUCUAUGCCAUAACUGAGCCGAGGGACUCCUCUGUCAGUAAAGCGCAAUCUUAUGAUGAUUUGGAGCUGCCCUCCGAUGACGACGAGUUCAAGCAGCUCGUACGAUCAAGAUGCGGAUUAUUCAUAACUUUCGUCAGAAAUUCCGUCCAUUUGUUUCACCAGACUGCCCGAGAGUACUUGAUCGAACGCAUGGAUCAGUCACCAGAAUAUGCGUCACCUCUAUUUUUGCAAGCGGCAUCUGGGUUGUCCCCGAGUGAUAAAUCUCCGUGGAAAGGUUCCAUUUCACUUUCAGAUGCAAAUAAAGUCUGUGCCUCAGUGUGCUUGGAUAUACUCAGCUUUGGGGUGCCGAAGAAAUUACCCUUUGAAAUAUUUGAUAACAUGGAAGCUGGAAACAAAAUUGAAGAGGAUUUCCAAGACAGCUGCAAAGAAGGUUUUAUGGGUUUCGUUUCCGCCCGUCCAUUUUUCACUUACGCGGCUUGCAACUGGCAUGAACACGUUUCACUCGCUGGAGACUCUGGCUUUCAAUUGCUUAAGAAAGAAUCAUACAUUGACCUUUUUGAUAUUAGCAAUCCAAAAUUCUGGGCUUGGUUCCUCACGGUGGCAGAUUGCGUUUGCUCACGCACCGUAAAAAAGAGGCCACCGGUCUCACAGAUCUGGUCAAAAGACAACGCCGAGGUUCCAAAGGAGCUUGGAGAGUUUUUGAGGGGGAAUUGUCUGAACAAGAUCUUGCCGAUGGAUGAAAAACUGAGAGCCUUGCUCGAUGUAUCAGGGCGGUUUGUACAAGGCCAAGCCGCUCACCAAGACCAAAUCACAUGGAAGGCAUCUGAUGGCUUUCAUUUCAUUGACAGGUUCCACCUGGCCAAUGGAGACUACGAACACACCAGCUCAGCGAGAGCAGUUCGGGCUUUUGAGAAUGGUGAUGCGGAACGAGCCUCCGUGCUCUUAGCCAAAGUCCCCCAUCACACAUUGAUUUGGGCCGCCAUCACCACUGGCGCGCCAUCGGCUCUUAGAGGAGCACUUGCCAGUUCCAAGGAUCUCUCAUGGCUCCAGAUUGUACCUGACCAUAUCCUUUACAAGCGGAAGAAAACCGGGGGCUGGUCCAGUUGGAACGGAAAAGACCUGAGAAAGUCACGAGAGGGCGGAUGGAAAGGGCAUUGCCCUCCUAGCUUUGUCGUCAUGUUGAGAGUCAGCAUGCUGGAUGCCAGUAUCCCGAUUUUUGAGGCUCUAGCGGACUGGAUAGACCGGCAGGCAGAGAAACAGCUCUAUGCCCAGCAGUUGUGGCAGGCUGGAGGGUUCAUCAUUCCAACACUCUCUCCCCGACUGGUAGCAUCAGGAGCCUCGAUAGACUCUGAUGUGUGGGAAGAUGACACAACUGGCCUCCACGUCGCAUGCUCUUUCUGGAUGCAUGAUGCCAUCCAAAGCUUGGUGCAGAAUGGUGCAGAUCCUACAAGGCUUACCUCCAAGGGCUACAACGCGCUUCACUGUUUCUUCCAGCAUACAAAGAUCCCACGGGAGACCUAUGAGUCAAACAUUGAAAAAGAACAAGAGACUUACUUCUUCAAUAAGGCUCGAAUCAAUAAGUCAAUCGAUGCCAUCACUACAGGCAAUUUCAGCAAAGAAUCGCUCCUCAGCCGGCAGUGUCAUCAGGGCUUCACACCUCUUAUGUGCGGAGUGCGAUCGACGAGAUCAUCUGCUACAGCGAUAAAGCGCAUCCUGGACCACGGUGCGGUUCCUGACCAACAAGAUGAGAAAGGCCGCACUGCGCUCAUGUACUUCUUUUUCGAUGGUGACGAAUUUGUGGACAAGGACACUUCUAUUCUGAAGCAUCUCCUACAUGCUGGCGCAAGUUCUCUUACCAUGGACACGUCAGGAAACUCCGCACUGAGCUAUUGGGCGAUUACCACUGCUUCGGUGAAUCUGGAUUACCUUUCCGCCGGGUUCAAUACUUACAACAAGAGUUUUCAUGCCCUUGCAAACUACGGAUCGCUGUCAUUCCAAGAUCUUGCGGCAGAGCUGAAUAGGAUGAAAGUUCCGCUUGUUAUUGCUUCCCGGCUCGGCAACGCGCAGCUAUGUUCAGCUCUGCUAGCUGGAGGAGCAGAUCCAAACCAAAAAGGUGACGUAUAUGCUUCUUUCUUCCGUGGCCGCAGGGGAAAUAACCCUGAUGAAGAGCCUGAAGAAAAUGAGAGUACCGUGGAAUGGAACCCGCUGCUGACCGCACUGCAAUGUCGGGCGUAUAGGACUGCUGCGACGCUCAUCGAAUACGGCGCUGACAUCAAUUUCGAGCUGCGGAAACGCAGGAGACGCAGACACAAUCGUGACAACUUCGUACAGGGCGGGGGCACACCUCUUCAUCUUGCAAUUGCCACCAGAGACAAGGAUUGGGUUGGUACUCGCAACCGACUGAACCUCUCCCACUCCGGCGGUGACAAUAAUGCCUGUUUUUUUCGUGGAGGAGUGAGCCAUGAGAAGGAUCAAGCUUUGAAGGAUCUUGUUCUCUUGCAAAUGCAGCACUAUAAGGAUCCUCGUGACCAGGAUGAGGAAGAUUCAGAUACUGAAUGCGAGAUAAGACGACAGGUGUACGCAAAUGACAAUCGAGGUGUCAAUCUAUUGCCAUACGAUCGGAAACAGGAAGUUUUGAGCGUCCCUAGUAAUCAAUGUCUUGCUGAAAUCAUAACUGGGACUUCCUCAUUAGAGCAACAACAAGAGGCUCUGGUGAGAUAUAUGCUCUCGAAAGGCGCUUCAAGCAACGCAUGUACGGUAGGAAGAAUGAGUCUUCUUAUGCUUGCAGUGAAAGAAAAUCUCUUGAACAUUGUGGGGAUCCUCUUGGAAUACGGCGCGGAUCCGAAUGUUGCAGAAGUUGGAGGUGCUACUCCUUUGAUGGUAGCCGCGCUGCAAAAUGAACCUGCCACUAUUGAACGGCUAUUAAGAUCAGGUGCUAAUCCAAAUGCGCAGCUGGACGUCAAGAAUCCCGACAAAUGCAAAUGCAAAGCCUUUAUACAUUGGGGUAGUUGGAGUCAUGGAACCUGCGAUGCACCGUAUACUGCAUUAGCACUGGCUGUGGCGUGGGAAUACAAAGAGGUUAUCGAGAUUCUGCUCAAGCACGGCGCCGAUCCAAAUCUGAAGAUUACGCAUCACGCCCAUGGAAGAGUGCCGUCGAAGCAGGACAUGCAGCGGAGGAAAGGCUCGUCGUGCUCGUCUGAUGAUGAGUCGGACCCAGAACCAGAGGAGUGGAAAGGUUGUAUUUGCAUCGGUACUGCCCUAACAUGGGCCAAGGCAGAGAUACGCGAUAUGCUUCUGUGUCAUGGUGCUAGUUCGGUGGAGGAAGAUGUCACAAGAGAAUGCGACUGCAUCAUCGAGCCCCAGCCCGAGCGUCGCCCUUGGGUCUUUUCAGAUGAUGAUGAAAUCGAAGAAGACUAG